UGUCGCUCGUCCAUGAAAAGUCGCUAAAGACGCAGUUUGAUCGCAAUAGCCAAUUCGCCAGCCAAAGUGAUUGGAAAGCAUACAACACAUACAUCCCUGCCAGGAUGGACAAAUGGGCACCCAUAGCUCCCUCAAGACCACAAUUUCAAUCAGCAUCCCAUCUCUCGAAUCGCUUUGCUUCGGUCCUCAAGCCUUCAAAACAUGGUCCACGCUCAGGAGCACCUGCACAAUUCAUAGGUAGAUGGCCAGAAGAUGUCAUACUUAGGAUUAUCGAGCUAUUACCCAUUCCCGAUCUACCAAAUGCUGCGAGGGUCAACAGAGCAUUUGCCCACCUGGUUAAAGACGAGAGAGGUUGGGAAUGGAGAUGCACCCUCCUUGGCAUAGAGCACGAGUCCAUUGCCCCGUUCACGGCUAAUUUGAAGGAUAAUGAACUCAAGCCGCCAGUAUCAACUCAGAGGAAACCGUCCUUUCCAGCCCAGCAAGCUUCAGUUCUUGAAGAUGACUUUGGGGACUUCACAGGGCAGGACAAGGAUGUAUUUGAAGAUGUGGAUUUCGGGGAUUUUGAGACCGCUAAACCGACAGUACCUCAAGGCAAAUUUGGCACCAAUACACAGCAAUGGGGCACUUCGAAGGAGCAGAACCUUUUGGACUUUGAGGACUUACCCUUACCUUCACGACCGACGGGCAGCAGUAGCUCACAUGGUCGGACGACAGGUUUCUUCGCUCUUACUCCUACUAUGCCUUUACCUUCCGCCUCUUUUUCAUCCCAUUCGCCAGGUCCAUACUAUUUAGCCUAUAAAACACACCACCUCUCUCUUCUGCCUUUCUGCAAACACCUCCGAUCAUCCCCGUCACCCAGUUCAACACUUUCCCUACUCUUUCCUCCUUCACCCACCACUGCCUUGCCACCCUCACUUUCCCAUCAAUCAUCUGUUUUGCUUUCUCUCAUACGUUUUCUAUCACCGCAACUUCAGCCUUUACGUGACUGGGGUUUCCUUCGCCAAGCAUUACUAGCUGCGGCUGAUCGUUUUGAUUCGACCUGUCUUGUAGCAUUUGAAGUGUCUGACGGAAAGAAGGACGAAGAAGGCAUGAAGGAAGCUGCUGAAAGUAGUUGGAAAGUUUGGGAAGCUGGUGGUGGGGAUAGGGAAAAGUGGGAAUGUGGAAGAGUGUGGGUGGAGAAAAGAGAGGUGUUUUAUGAUACUUCCAGGUGGGAUUCCUUGGAAAACAUUAUUAAGGUACAGACACAGUCAGGAGCUACAAUUCGCCAGCUGGAUUUCACUCCCAUGGACGCAUUUAUGUCACACGUCCUGGAGGCUUUCAGGAUAGAUGCUGAGAUAGCCCAUUCCGUUUUUCCUUCCAAAGCAAAGGUGGUUUUAUCAUUUUGCGACAGACUAUCCAACGAAGUUAUCGGCGAAUACAUCCAUCCCCUUCUUUCCCAAGCACGUGCAGUUUCGCAAGACUUGUUCUUACGUGCUGCCGCGGCUACCUUCGUCCAAGCAUGGAAGCUCGUGGAUGUAGCCAUGGAGGUGCUAGGAGAUGAGCAAAAUGUAAUAAAGAAGGAGCAAGUUGAGGAUAGUGUUUUUCACAUGUUUGAAGAGCAUCUUGAUGACUAUUUAGAUGAUGAAACUGAACGUGUCAAGCAUCAUCUAGAGGAUAUCUGCCGAAUAUGGGAACAACAACUGGGCACGAGUGAUUCUGAACAACUUUCCAAGUCACACACCCCUACCUUCCUAAUCUCCGCCAACCCUGACCAAGUUAAGCGCAAUGUCCUUGCCUCAUUCAAGGAUGCUUUGCUUCUUCCUGUCACUAUUGUACCCCGUACUGUCACCUUCGGUGUCAACGCGAUCGUCAGCGGCGGAACUCAAGCUGUGAGCGGUCUGGCGAUGCUCAAUCCGCAAAAAUGGACCGGUAAAGGAGGAGUCGUCAAAGAGGUGAAAGACGGCGAGGAGGUAGUAUUCGAAGUGACAGAUGUGGAUGAGAAGACAGCAGAAGAUAUGACGAAUGACGAUAUUAUGGAAGGAGUGAGAGUGACAGAAAAUGUAGAGAACGUCAAAGAAGCUCUAGAGCCUAGUCAUGCGAGCAGUUCGAACGACUCCCAUGCGAGGUCAGCUGCUGGUUCGCUGGAAAGCUCUCAUCCAUCCACACCCAGUCCAAAAAACAACAAAUCAUUUGAUCGCCUUCAGCUUCUCGUUUCACUUGAUACCGCGUUAGAGUUAAUUCAGGUGGAUCGAGAUUCCUUGAAACGAGCAGAGACGUUUGUGAAGUAUCCCGGGAAGGUCGGAACGAAGGUGAGAGAGGCGAUUGAAGAGAUUUUUAUCUUCCUGUUAAAGGCGGUUGGAGACAGGCAUAUUGCCCCUGGAUUCAAAAUAGCUACAAAUCAGAUGAGCACCUACAAACCUGCUGAACACGAAGAAACAACUAGCGUUGCGCCCCUUUUACAGUUUUUCGAACUUGUCCACAUAGGUGAUACCAUUCAGUCUAUGGUUCAAGUCUACUUCGAUAAAGAGCUAUCGCCAUAUGUCGAUAAAACGGACUUUUUGAAUGCAGUUAUGAGGGAGAAAAAAAGGUUUGAGAGUGUCCUGGACGACGCCGUGGCUGCUGGACUUAAUGCUGGGAUUGAGGUGCUGAUGAAUCAGGUUGAACAUAUAAUACUGGUCAAGACUGGUCCUAGAGAGUAUUAUCCUGUGGAGGGUACGCCAAUGGAGCUAGGCCCUACACAAGGUUGUAAAGAGGCUAUCAUGUGUCUCGAAAUGCAUUGCAACUUGUUAAAGGGGAGUACAUCUAAGGAGGUAUUGGAAGUUUUCUAUCAGGAGGUGGGGAUCCGUUUGGAAGCUAUCAUCCAGCGUCAUAUUAAGCGACAAAUCAUCUCUCUCGAAGGUGGCUUCCAAGUCAUCGCGGAUUUGAAUGCCUAUUAUGACUUUGUCUCUUCGCUGAAGCAGCAGCGUAUCACAGAUGACUUUUCUGAUCUCAAAAUGCUUGGAAAUGUGUACAUCGUGUCUGAUGCAAAGGAUUUGGCGCAGAUCGUGAGGGAUGUAUCAAGAUAUGGGGGCGCUUUCACUCCUGAAGAUAUCUACGAGUUUAUUCAGAGAAGGUCUGACUGGAAGAAGAUUGAAAAGACUGUUGACAAGGCCAUGUAUGCCUUGUCUGUCAGAGAAGAUUGCGUUGUCAUGUAGGACGACAUGUUACAAGAUAUGCCCAUUAGAAUGAUAAACUGUCGAUUCCAUUUCAUAUUCGAUGGCACAAAAUUUCAACCUUAGCACCGGAGGAAGCACUCGGUCAUCGACCAGCAUACUCUAAAAUUUUACAGUGUCAUUAUCAAAUAGCUGUACGGAAGACCAGCCUCCGAACAGGGCAAAUGUCCUACGAAUUCUAUACGCAAAUUGAAGAAUACUGAAG
Molecule: messenger RNA, 3396 nt
Organism: Cryptococcus deneoformans JEC21
Lineage: Eukaryota; Fungi; Basidiomycota; Tremellomycetes; Tremellales; Cryptococcaceae
Product: f-box protein pof6, putative
Exons: 11
Coding region: 105-3173 (1022 amino acids)
Biological process (GO): exocytosis; Golgi to plasma membrane transport
Cellular component (GO): exocyst; cytoplasm
Molecular function (GO): protein binding
Source: RefSeq, a predicted model, not a curated record